GCGUCUGCUCUGCGGUCAUACUAAAAAUUGCCGAAAUGGAAACGGUCAAUCCCACGUUCUCGUACCUCACCAAUCUGGAAGUAAUGCAGAUUCUACAGAAGAUCAAGAGCACCAAAAAGAAGUUCGGCAUGCGCAACUUGGCCACGGUUACUUAUGAGGCACUGCAGUAUCUGGAGGAGUCUCCCUGCAAGACGCAAACUCGUGAGAACAUUAUGAAUUACGUUAAGGACCUGUCUUCUUAUCGUCUGAAGUCCCAAGAGAUCCUGCAAAUGAUCAAUGAUCCGCCUACAAGUGCCCUGCACACGCAGCUGCUCAUCGACGAUAAUAAAGCUCCACUAACCGAUGAGGAGAACGAGAAAAUCAUUCAGCUGAGCUACAAACACUUCCAUGGUGGAGAAACCAAAGGCACUACUAAGGAAACACCGGCGGAAAAACCUGCGGAGUCCACUGCGAAGACCGGCAAGCAAUCUGGAAAGCGUAAUGCCCAGGCCAAAUCCAAUCCAGCGGAAAUAGCUCCAGCGGACAAGACCACGCCAGGUGAUGGAGUUACUAAUGUCGCUACUCCUUCAAGUGAAGCCACUACAGCAGUUAUAACUACUCCAGUGGAAGAAGCAACCCCAGUGGAAACAUCUCCUUCAGAGAAUAAAGCAACUCCAGCCACUACAGUGCCUGCAACGGAUGAAGUCAUUUCAAUGGAAACCAAUUCCAAUCCUUCACCAGAUGGAGAAAAACUCGGGUAGCAGCCGCCGCAUUAACCCAUCCGCUUAUUACGUUUAACGUUUCAUAUAUUUAUGUUGAUGUAGCGUAUAAAAUAAGCUAAAAAAAAAGUAAA
Molecule: messenger RNA, 832 nt
Organism: Drosophila sechellia
Lineage: Eukaryota; Metazoa; Arthropoda; Insecta; Diptera; Drosophilidae
Gene: Polr3I
Product: RNA polymerase III subunit I
Exons: 4
Coding region: 36-740 (234 amino acids)
Biological process (GO): transcription initiation at RNA polymerase III promoter
Cellular component (GO): RNA polymerase III complex
Molecular function (GO): nucleotide binding
Source: RefSeq, a predicted model, not a curated record